GCCAUGCUCGUCCCUCGGCGUGUAGCCACACUUGCUGACCCUCCAUCCGCAACCAGGCUUCACCUCCCUCAGUGUGUAGCCAUACUCGCCCACCCUCUGUCCGCAACCAGCUUUGACCUCCUUCUUUGCAUAGCCACACUCGCCCGUGUUCAGUCUGCAACCAGCUUUGACCUCCUUCGAUCUGUAGCCACGUUCGCCCACCCUCCGUCCGCAACCAGCUUUGACCUCCCUCUUUGCGUAGCCACUCUCGCCCGUACUUUGUUUGCAACCAGCUUUGACCUCCUUCGAUCUGUAGCCACGCUCGCCCACCCUCCGUCCACAACCUGUCUUCAACUUCCUCUGUGCGUAGCCACACUCGCCCGUCCUCAGUCUGCAACCAGCUUUGACCUCCUUCGAUCUGUAGCCACGCUCGCCCACCCUCAGUCUGCAACCAGCUUUGACCUCCCUCUUUGCAUAGCCACACUCGCCCGUCUUCAGUCUGCAACCAGCCUUGACCUCCUUCGGUCUGUAGCCACAGUUGCCCACCGUCCGUCCACAACCAGUCUUGCCCGAUGAGGGUCUGCCACAUAUUACAGUGACCUAUCUCCGUAUAAUAUGAGGGAAUGGACAUGCAUAAUAUCCCGUAUGAUAUGGGCCAGCAGACCAUGGGCCCAUGAUAAAAAUAUCCUCGACUAUGAUGGAUGGGCUGGGAGGCAAAUUAUUCCCGAUGGAGGCGGGUGGGCCCAUGCAGGGAAUAUAUAGAGUAGAUGAGUGGGCUGAUGUACAUGAAUAUUAGGUAGACGGGUGGGCCGAGGUAGUUGGAUAUUAUGCAGAUGGGUGUAUUAAGGUAGAUGUGUAUGAGAUAGAUGGGUAGGUACUUGUUAUCACAUUCACAGGUGGGCCCAGACACAUAUUAAAUUAGAUGGGUGGGCCGAGGGUAUUAUAAAAUAUUGUAUUAGACGGGUGGGCCCAGACACAUAUUAAUUAGAUGGGUGGGCUGAGGGUGUUGUAUGGGAUGUUGUA
Molecule: messenger RNA, 1002 nt
Organism: Suillus discolor
Lineage: Eukaryota; Fungi; Basidiomycota; Agaricomycetes; Boletales; Suillaceae
Exons: 1
Coding region: 4-555 (183 amino acids)
Source: RefSeq, a predicted model, not a curated record